Messenger RNA from Microdochium trichocladiopsis, 879 nucleotides. RefSeq lists its product as uncharacterized. NCBI's taxonomy places the organism in Eukaryota, Fungi, Ascomycota, Sordariomycetes, Xylariales, Microdochiaceae. The record is from RefSeq and is a predicted model, not a curated record. Gene Ontology annotation, molecular function: iron ion binding; procollagen-proline 4-dioxygenase activity; L-ascorbic acid binding. Gene Ontology annotation, cellular component: endoplasmic reticulum. Gene Ontology annotation, biological process: peptidyl-proline hydroxylation to 4-hydroxy-L-proline. The transcript has 4 exons. The coding region runs from base 68 to 817 and encodes 249 amino acids.
CCCCAGUCACAACAACGAGCGACUCUUGCGAGGUGCCCGACCUGGCGCCAACAGAGCUGCAAGCCACAUGGCCAAAGACAAGACAUCCAAGAAGACACGCCUGCCCCCGGCCCAUGCCUCUCCGUCUCUGGCCCAGGACCCAGCACGCAAGCCCCCCUCAUGGCCCGCCUUCAAACCUCGCCUGCCAGUGGCGGACCUCGACGUCGACUUCCCCGUGCCAGCGCUAGCUGACAAGAUUGCCCUGGUCCGCAACUUCUGGCCAAAGAGUCUGUGUCGUGGCUACGUCACCUUUGUCGAGAGCCUGCCGUUGGCCCUCACGCCUGGCCGGCCCAAGCGAGGCGAGGCUGUCCGAGUCAACGACCGAUUCCAGGUGCAGGAUCCCGCUUUCGCACAGCGGCUGUGGCUUGAGACAGGCAUCCAAGAGCUCGUCCUCCGCGAGCCCUUCCGUCAUCUUUGGGGUGGCGAAGUCAUCGGACUCAACCCAAACAUCAGAGUGUACCGAUAUUGCAAAGGGCACUUCUUCGACUCUCACUACGACGAUGCCAACGUGGUCACCUUGAAACAAGAGGCUGGCGUCGAGACUACAGGCAAGACAACUUGGACCAUGCUGUUAUACCUGACGGACGACUGUGUGGGCGGCGAGACUGUCUUCUUCCCGCACGACCGCGAGGUCGAGAAGGAGGCCAUCGCCAUCUCACCAGAGGCCGGUAUGCUCUUGCUCCACAAGCACGGGGACGACUGUCUUUUGCACGCCGGCCGCGAGGUCCAACAGGGAGUCAAAUGGAUCCUUCGGACGGACCUGGUCGUGCGCCGAUGAAGCAAUGUUACGUUACUCUACCGCCGGCCAGCGCGACACGGUUCUGUUGGUGACCGUUUUGA